UGCAAGAUACCUUACGAUUGGUGCUGCAGAAGAGUUUCUUUGUGACUGAGGACAAAAAUCUAUCAUUUUUCAACAUCAAAUAAGGGUGUAAGGGGUGAAUUCCUGUGAAUAUUUUGACGGGAUCUGUUUGUUGAGCCAUGGAAGGCAACUACCCUCCUGGUUUCUACUGCCCCGAAAGAGAUCAACAAGACAGUCGACAACAUCAGCAACCUCAGCAACCGCCACCACCACAUCAGCAACAUGUCGCACCUUACCCCAUUGACUUGCCUUACCACUCAACCUCGCAUUCACAGCAACCUGAUUUUGUCAUGGAUCAGCCCAUUAGAGCGUUCCCUGCACCACAUCCUACAUCUAUAUUUCGAUCAAUGUUUCCCGAGUCAACUCCAAUGCUUCCAAGCCCGAAUCUCAUGCAGCCGACUCGAGAGCAGUCACCGUACAGUGCCAGAGGUCAUGGGGUUAAAUCUACUGCACUGAGCGGAGAGUUUGCCCCACAUAUCACAACUCCUGAACCAGCGAUUAUUAACAAUGCAUCACAACCUCAAGGCGAGAUACCUGCACCAGCACCUCCCAAGAAAACCCAAGCUAAAGAGCAACGCAAGCAGGUUCCUGCAUCCUCUAAUAAACCAAGCACAAGUCCCCCGGACCAGAACGCCUCGGCCGCUGAUCCUCAGCUUCUCUCAGCCCUCAAUCUCAAAAAGAAUGCAAUCAUAUCGUCCAGUCAGGAGCUUCCAAAGGGACUCAUAUUCAAGGUGGCAUCGGCGGACAAAGUAGAGGGGGUGGUUGCUAGGGAUACGAUGGAGAAAGGGGUGGAAUUUGGACCCUAUACCGGGACGUUGUUGGAUGAGGAGCAGGGCUGGUCCAAGGAGACAUCGUGGGAGAUAUGCAAUCCAGGGGGAGUCUUCUUGUAUAUCGACGGACGCAAGAACUGGAUGUCACACAUCAGAUGCGCAAGGAGCGAAGAAGAACAGAACAUGGAGGCGUAUCAGCAUUAUGGCAAUAUCUACUUCAGAAGCACAAAGGUCAUUCAACCAGGAAGUGAACUGAAGGUUUUCUAUGACGAGGAGUACAAGAAGUGUGUCGGGAUGGAGGCGAGGUUUGAGGAUCUCAAAUUUGAUCAAGAUUCACAGAAGUUCCAAUGUAGCCAGUGUGAGGAGCUGUUCACAUCAACCAAACUAAUCCUGAGACACAUAAGAUGUGAACACACCAUUGGGAAACCAGAUGAGAUGAUAGCUGUACUCACAUGGAAGAAGAAAAAGAAGAAAUCAAUAGAAACGGACGUCAACGCCAAACAGCCUGUCCGAAAAGAGAAAGUGGAUAGUGACAAGAAAGAGGUAGUCAGUGAAACGAAAGAGGUAGCUAAGGAUGCAAAAGUGAUAGAGUUUAAAUGCGGAACCUGCGGAAAGGUCUUUCCUUCGUGUGGGAGAUUGAAAGCUCAUGAGGUGUUCCACGAUGACUGUCAAGAGCAUGCCUGUCCUGUGUGUGGUAAAGGGCAGGCCAAUGCAAAGACUCUCGCGAAUCACAUGAUCAUACAUGAACCAAAGUUCCAAGUGUGUAAGAAAUGCAACCAGAAGUACAAGACAAGGGCAUCCCUUGCGAAACAUGAGAUGGACGCCCAUAGCUAUCAAUGCAGGUUUUGCUCUGAACGGUUCUUGAAGAAAGGUCAUUGUCUGAAGCAUGAGCAAACCCAUCAAGCCUUCAAGCCACCCAAGACUUCGGCAAAGAAGGUGGCGCCGCCUGCAAAGGCAAAGGAAUCACCUCCCAAGGUUCAUCAACCAUCAGAACCAUCUCCAGAUGAACCUAAGGACAUGCUUGGUAAAGGCACUCACUACUAUCUCCAGCAGCGACCCUUCAAGUGCCGCUUUUGCCCCAAGAGGUACGUCUUACGUAAGAAGGUCAGUGAACAUGAGCGGGAACACCACACAGGAGAUGCAGCCUACAAAUGCAGUUACUGCCCAAAGCUGUUCAUCAGCGAGGCUAAGAUGCUGGUCCAUAUUAAUAGCCACGAGCAGAACCGCAUCUAUCGCUGCAAGCUCUGCCCUCGGACCUUCGCGUCGGAGAGCGCGCUGAACAACCAUCAAGAUGAACACACCGGACUGAAACCGAUCAAGUGUGAAAUCUGCGGCAAAGGGUUCCGCGUCAAGAAGGCCGUUGCUGCGCAUAGGAGACGCAUGCAUCAGGAACGGCCGAAGCGGUUCUUCUGUUCCGUCUGUGACAAAGGGUUCUGUGAUAAAGCCAAUCUCAUCAAACACGAGAGACGACACAAGGGCAUUAGACCCUAUGUUUGUCUAGAAUGCGGGAAAGCGUUCACAGGAAAUGCCGCCCUCACAGCUCACAAGAAGGCAUUGCAUACUGAAAAAAAGGCCUUCUCUUGUGAGAUUUGUAAUAAAACAUUCUCUUUGAACCAGCAUUACACUUAUCAUAUGUUCAAGCAUAGAGUGAAAGAAGAUAGUAGUCUAUGUAACAACACUAGCAAUACAAAGUAAGUUUAAAAUUUCAACUCUAGUUAACUGUUCAUGGAAUUUCCAGCAUGUUUAUUUCCAGAGCCAUCUGAACUAUUCCAGACUCUCUGUGUUUAUUUUGAAAAACUUCUAAAUGCUAUAAACAGGCGGUUAGGGUUAUCCAGCAGGAGUGAAAAAGUUGCGGAAAGUUUGCAUUUCAUAUCUUUUCAUAUAUGGAAAGGCUAUCUAUUUCAUACAUUUCCUUGAAAUUAUUUUGAUAAUGUUGGAAACUUUCAAGAAAGUGAAGAUUAUUCCCUUCUUUCUUGCCUCUGAAUAAAUGUUUUCAGUUGAUGUCACCCUUACAUAUACAAAAUGAUUUUUAUUGUAUAUGUAUUACUUUUUCUGAGUGAAAGGCAUAUAUUUAUGAUUUUGCUCCUUUGACUUUUAAACGCUCAGGUUGACGUUUUUGUCCAUCUUAAGAUCUUGUAUUCAAUAGUGUAACUCAGAAUAAAUUGCAUUAUCUUGCCACUUUUCCUGACAAAUCUAAUUAGGUAUUACAAUGCUAUUCUUGUCCUUGUCAUGGAGGAAAACAAAUAGUGACGUGCUAAGGGUAAUAGCCCUCAAGUAUUUAUUUAUUUUUUUAAACCUGUAAAAUAAGUUCUUGUAUUGCUGUUGAUCACGAGUUCAAUUUAAAAUUCCGUUUAAAAUGAACAUAAAUUGAGUUGCGUUGUAAAUCUAAAUGCUCUAGGUAAACAAUGAAUCGCAAUAUGUUAAAUGUUUUUAGUAAUCAUGUACAACUUGACUGACAUUUAGCAAUUGACUUUGAAAUGCUCGUUGGAAUGCUCCCCAGGGAGUGGAGAAAGGCAUACAGUUGUAUGCGGGCAUGCCAUGAUCCAAUGACCAGGAUAAUAUAUCUGUAAAGCGCUCAGAGACGUUCCGUUGUAUGAUACGCUAUGUAAAAGCAGAUUAUUAUUUUUAUUGUAAUUAUUAUCAUCAUCAUUAUUAUUAUAAAGAUCAUUAUCAAACUCAUUAUCUUUGAUCAACUCAAAGGUUUAUCAACUCAUAAAAUCUCCAGAAAAUGUGAUCUAUGUUUUAUGUCGUCAUUUUUAUUGACCUCCCCAAGAGAGCUAGCAAGAAAUGCGAUAAGCAUAAUUAAAACUUAGCUGUUUUCUGGCUCUUUUGGAAGACCAGAAAUAUUCAUUUGUAUUUUUCAAACCAUGAUGGUACAAUGCAUGAGGAUUUAAAGACUUUUGUACAAUUAGUCUACUCUGUGGGUAAAAAAAAAAUUAACACCUUUCAAAUUAUUUCCUACCCCCAAAUAAAUUGACAAGCAAAAAAAAAGGUCUUCAAUA
This is a messenger RNA of Lytechinus variegatus (green sea urchin), 3790 nucleotides long. RefSeq names its product zinc finger protein 431-like. The record is from RefSeq and is a predicted model, not a curated record. The coding region runs from base 138 to 2483 and encodes 781 amino acids. Lineage: Eukaryota; Metazoa; Echinodermata; Echinoidea; Temnopleuroida; Toxopneustidae. Gene Ontology annotation, cellular component: nucleus. The transcript has 6 exons. Gene Ontology annotation, molecular function: protein binding.